This is a messenger RNA of Hemibagrus wyckioides, 8567 nucleotides long. RefSeq names its product tetratricopeptide repeat domain 28 (gene ttc28). Gene Ontology annotation, molecular function: protein binding. Lineage: Eukaryota; Metazoa; Chordata; Actinopteri; Siluriformes; Bagridae. Bases 868 to 7854 code for a protein of 2328 amino acids. The record is from RefSeq and is a predicted model, not a curated record. The transcript is spliced from 23 exons.
UCUCCCUCCCGGUCCCUGUGGCCGAGCUGAGCAAAGCGCUGCCGAGCGGAGAGGAACUCAUUACUGUCCUCAAGUCGACUUCGUAGCUGUUUGCGGGAUGUUCUUCUAACUCUUCGGCCUGAAAUUACGAGGAUUUAUCUGCUUUAUUUUUUUUUCCUCCUUCUGUAUUUUCUCAGCCUCUCGGCGUCCUUGUGGCUCGGUCUCACUCUCACUUCCACUCCCGUGAUUUUUUUUCCGCCCGUCCUUCUUGGGAUCUUAUGGAAUUACGCAUCAUCUCUGGAAUCCAAACUGAACACCGACUGCCGCUUUGUCGGGACAUUUCCACCCCCAAAGUACCCGAAGUGCUCUAUUACCAACCAAGUCUUUUUCCUUCCAGUUUGACAUAUUAGAGAUCUUACUGCCAGGAAAUCUUUGGGCGUUGAAGUGCCAGUUCGCGCGCAUGAAAAUAACCUCAGUAAGACAGUAAUUAUUACAAAAAGCGACGGAAAGUUUUCUUUCUCGGGUUUCAGCUUAGUGGAAAAAAUAAGGAAAAAAAACUGGUGGUGUGGUGGCGACUUUGGGUGCUGCACGUCUCGGCACACAGACUUGUGGGUGGUUGAAGGGGACAACUCGCAUCCCUGCUUCAGAUCACACUGCAGAUUACUGCGCUUCCGGGAAAAGAGAGGAAAAGUUCACUGCGCUUGCCUUAAACGCGCUGGAUUAAAGGGCUGCCGUUGGCGCAUUCCGCUGUAUUCCUCUGAGAAAAUGCUGCAACACUGAAGAAAAGUGCAGAGCCACUAAUAUGACUUGUCGGCGCAUUGAAACUAGCACCGAUCUCACUCCAUUGCUUGCGUGAUGUUUUGAUGCUGCACAUUUUUGGUUACAAAUAUGAUGAAAUGGCAGCCCCGGAAGAAGGCAUACUUCCGACAGGGUGUUGCCCUCCAGUACUUGGGCCGGCAUGCAGAUGCUCUGGCCGCCUUCGCCUCCGGUCUCGCUCAGGACCCCAAGAGUCUGCAGCUGCUCGUCGGCAUGGUGGAGGCCGCCAUGAAGUCACCACUUCGAGAGUCUUUGGAGCCGACCUAUCAGCAGCUGCAGAAAAUGAAGCUGGACAAGAGUCCAUUCGUGGUGGUAUCCGUGAUCGGCCAGGAGCUGCUGAGCGCUGGCCACCACAGUGCCUCGGUGGUGGUUUUGGAAGCGGCACUGAAGAUCGGCACGUGCAGCCUCAAAUUGCGAGGCUCGGUCUUCUCCGCCCUCAGCAGCGCUUACUGGUCAUUGGGCAACACAGAGAAAAGCACCGCCUACAUGCAACAAGACUUGGAGGUGGCCAAGACUUUAGGUGACCAGGCAGGUGAGUGCAGGGCUCAUGGGAACCUCGGCUCGGCCUUCUUCUCCAAGAGCAAUUAUCGUGAGGCCCUGACCAAUCACAGGAACCAGCUUGUCCUGGCCAUGAAGCUGAAGGACAGAGAGGCAGCAUCGUCCGCUCUCAGCAGCCUAGGCCACGUCUACACAGCCAUCGGUGAUUACCCUAACGCACUAGCUAGCCACAAGCAAUGCGCUCUCCUGGCCAAGCAGCGCAAGGACCAGCUGGCGGAGGCACGUGAGCUGGGCAACAUGGGCGCUGUCUACAUCGCCAUGGGAGACUUCACCAGUGCCGUACAGUGCCAUGAACAGCACCUGGACAUUGCCAAAGUGCAGGGUGACAAGCGUGAGGAAGCACGUGCCUACAGCAACCUGGGCAGUGCCUACCACUACCGGCGUGACUUUGACAAAGCUGCGUCGUAUCAUGCACGUGUACUGGAGCUGGCACAGGAGCUGCAGGAGCGUGCUAUUGAGAUGAGGGCGUACGCCGGACUGGGCCACGCUGCCCGCUGCAUGCAGGACCUGGAGCGCGCCAAGCAGUACCAUGAGCAGCAGCUGGGUAUCGCUGAGGGCCUGAAAGACCGUGCCGCUGAGGGACGUGCCUCCUCUAACCUGGGAAUCAUCCACCAGAUGAAAGGAGAUUAUGAGACGGCUCUCAAACUGCACAAAGCUCACCUCUCCAUAGCUCAGGAGCUGAAUGACUAUGCUGCCCAGGGCAGAUCUUAUGGCAACAUGGGCAAUGCUUACAAUGCCCUUGGUGUCUUUGACCAGGCUGUACGCUACCACCGACAGGAGCUACAGAUCUCAAUGGAGGUUAACGACCGAGCGUCACAGGCCUCCACCCAUGGCAACCUGGCUGUUGCAUAUCAGGCCUUGGGGGCACAUGACAGAGCCUUGCAACACUACCAGAAUCAUCUGAACAUCGCCCGUGAGCUCCGUGACAUCCAGAGUGAGGCCCGCGCUCUGGGGAACUUGGGAAACUUUCACUGUUCACGAGGGGAGUUCCCACAGGCUGUGCCCUAUUAUGAGCAGUAUCUACGGCUCGCACCAGACCUGCAGGACAUGGAAAGUGAGGGCAAGAUUUGUCACAAUCUGGGCUAUGCACAUUAUUGCCUGGGAAACUUCCAGGAAGCGGUCAAGUAUUAUGAACAAGACCUGGCUCUGGCCAAAGACCUUCAUGACAAGCUGAGCCAAGCCAAAGCUUACUGCAAUCUAGGCUUGGCUUUCAAAGCGCUAGGUGACUACAAUAAGGCUGAAGAAUGCCAGAAGUACCUUCUGUCCUUGGCCCAGUCACUGAACAACUCACAGGCCAGGUUUCGUGCUCUGGGAAACCUGGGUGACAUCUUUAUUUGCAAGAAGGAUGUUCCUGGUGCUGUGAAGUUUUACGAACAACAGUUGGCGUUGGCACAUCAGGUCAAAGAGCGCAAGAUGGAGGCCAACGCUUAUGCUGCUUUAGGUGCUGCCUACCGGCUGCUGCAGAAAUACGACAAAGCCCUUGGUUACCACACGCAGGAGCUGGAGGUUUACCAGGAGCUAGGAGACAUCCAAGGUGAGUGCCAAGCCCAUGGGCACCUUGCAGCCGUGUAUAUGGCUCUGGGGAAAUACAGCAUGGCCUUUAAGUGCUAUGAAGAGCAGCUGGAGUUGGGCCAACGACUAAAGGACCCCAGUGUGGAGGCCCAGGUUUACGGCAACAUGGGUAUCACCAAGAUGAAUAUGGGCGUGAUGGAGGAGGCCAUUGGCUACUUUGAGCAGCAACUGGCCAUGCUGCAGCAGCUCAGUGGCAAUGAGGCGGUGCUGGACCGCGGCCGUGCCUAUGGCAACCUGGGAGACUGCUACGACUCGCUGGGCGACUAUGAGGAGGCAGUCAAGUACUAUGAGCAGUACCUGUCAGUGGCACAGAGUCUCAAUCACAUGCAGGACCAGGAGAAAGCCUACAGGGGGCUUGGAAAUGGACACAGGGCUAUGGGCAACCUGCAGCAGUCGUUGGUGUGUUUUGAGAAGCGCCUGGUGGUGGCUCAUGAGCUUGGAGAGUGCAACAACAAGGCACAGGCAUACGGAGAGCUGGGCAGCUUGCACAGCCAGCUGGGCAACUAUGAACAAGCUAUCUCAUGCCUGGAGCGCCAGCUAGCCAUCGCCCGCGACACCUCCGACCCAUCUCUGGAGGGCCAGGCCAGUUGCGGCCUGGGUGCUGUCUACCAGCUCAUGGGCGAGUAUGACACCGCGUUGCAGUUUCACCAGCGGGACCUGCAGCUUGCUGAGGAAACAGGAAGCGCAAGCUGCCAGGGCAGGGCCUAUGGCAACCUGGGUCUCACCUACGAGUCUUUGGGCAACUUCGAGCGUGCUGUGGUAUAUCAGGAACAGCACCUUAGCAUUGCUGCACAGACUAAUGACCUGGCAGCCAAAACGCAGGCUUACAGCAGCCUGGGACGCACACACCACGCCCUGCAGAAUUACUCACAGGCUGUCAUGUACCUGCAGGAAGGUCUGCGUCUGGCAGAGCAGCUGGGCCGGCGUGAAGAUGAGGCCAAAAUCCGUCACCGUCUGGGCCUCUCACUGUGGGCCAGCGGUAACCUGGAGGAGGCCCAGCAUCAGUUGUACCGUGCCUCGGCUUUAUUUGAGACCAUUCGACACGAGGCUCAACAUAGCACCGAUUACAAACUCUCUCUGUUCGAUCUCCAGACCUCCUCCUACCAGGCUCUCCAGAGGGUCCUUGUCAGCCUUGGUCACCAUGACGAGGCACUGGCAGUGGCAGAACGAGGCAGAACGCGGGCGUUUGCUGACCUGCUUGUGGAACGCCAAACGGGUCAGCAAGAUUCAGACCCAUACACCCCCGUCACUGUGGAGCACAUCUUGGACACGGUGAACAGUCAGCGCGCGCUGGUGCUCUACUACUCAGUGGCAGCUGGUUACCUGUACAGCUGGCUGCUGGCCCCAGGUUCAGGAAUUCUCAAGUUCCACGAAGUGUACCUCGGUGAAGGGGCUUCAGAGAGUGGGCCAUCUGACUUCCAGGAGGCUGGGGGUGGGUCCAUGCAAGGGGGCGGAGCCUCGUCCCUGGAGCAGCACAUUGCCAAUGCAAGAGAAGCUCUGGGAGUGGAUGCCUACUACAGCAGAGGGUGCUCCAGCAGCGAAACCGAGAGUGAGGCGGGGGAUCUGCUGGACCAGCAGUUUGAGGAGCUCAACAACAAGCUGAACUCGGUCACUGACCCGACAGGCUUCCUCAGAAUGGUGUCCAGAAACAACCUCUUCAACAGGAGCUGUCAGAGUAUGACGAGUCUGUUCAGUAACACGGUGUCUCCAGUAAAAGAGGGGAGUUCCUCUCUUUCCCGUCGCUCCAGCACUCUCAGCAAGCCUCCACUACGUGCCCUCUAUGACCUUCUCAUCGCUCCUAUGGAGGGGGGUCUGAUGCACUCCAGUGGGCCGGUGGGUCGGCACAGGCAGCUGGUGCUGGUUCUCGAAGGCGAGCUCUAUCUCAUCCCGUUUGCUCUGCUAAAGGGAAGCUCCUCCAACGAGUAUCUUUAUGAGCGCUUCAGCCUUAUAGCCAUGCCCUCCAUCGGCAGCCUUGGGGCCAAUGCCAAGGUUCAUCCUCGGCGUGCCGGCCCAGCCCUGUGCCCUGGAGGCAGCUCUGCAGCGGUGGUGGGAAACCCUCGCCUGCCCGCCUCAGUGAUGGAGCGCUGGCUUUGGGGGCCGAUGCCUUCUGCCGAGGAGGAGGCCCACAUGGUGGCUGAGUUACUGGGCUGUCAGCCUCUAACCGGCCAGGGUGCCACCAAGCAGCGCGUCAUGAGCGCCUUGAGCCAGGCUGAGUGUGCCCACUUCGCCACACAUGUCUCCUGGAAGCUGGCAGCUCUGGUGCUAGCACCCAAUCAGGACAUAGGCACUGGGCAUGGUGCUAACACUUCGGGUGGGGCAUCCGGGGGCACUGAGGGCAGUGUGAAGUCGAGCUACAGUAUCAAAGACGACGCCAGCGACGCUGAGAGCGUGUGUGACAGCCCACCGCUGCAGGAGUUUCUGCUUACAGCUGCAGACAUUUUGGACCUCCGGCUGCCUGUCAAGCUAGUGGUGCUGGGUUCUUACCAGGAAUCAGACAGCAAGGUGACAGCAGACGGAGUGGUGGGACUCACCCGAGCCUUUUUAGCCGCUGGCGCUCAGUGUGUGCUGGUGUCUUUAUGGCCUGUGCCUGUAGCUGCAUCCAAAAUGUUCGUCCACGCAUUCUACACAGCCCUGCUGAAUGGAACAAAGGCCAGCGCAGCCCUCGCCGAUGCCAUGAAAACGCUUCAGGGCAGCAAGCAGUUCUCUCAUCCUUCCAACUGGGCAGGCUUCAUGCUGAUUGGCAGUGAUGUGAAGCUGAACAGUCCCUCAUCUCUGAUUAGCCAAGCCCUGGCUGAGAUUCUGCAGUAUCCAGACAAAGCCAGAGAUGCCCUGAGGGUCCUGCUGCAUCUUGUCGAGAAAUCACUGCAGCGUAUUCAGAGCGGUCAGCGUAACUCCAUGUACACGUCUCAGCAGAGCGUGGAGAACAAGGUGGGGGGCGUCCCAGGCUGGCAGGCUCUGCUCAGUGCAGUGGGUUUUAGAUUGGAUUCGGGUGGUGCCGGCCUCCCCGCUGCUGUUUUCUUUCCCAUGGCAGAUCCCGGAGACCGACUCCAACAGUGCAGCGCCACCCUGCAAUCACUGCUAGGUCUUCCCCCUCCUGCUCUCCAGGCCCUCUGUAAACUCAUCACAGCUUCUGAGACCGGCGAGCAGCUCAUCAGCAGGGCUGUUAAAAAUGUAGUUGGAAUGCUUCACCAGGUUCUGGUCCAACUGCAGUCUGGAGAAAAGGAGCAGGAUUUCUCCCUGGCCCCUAUCCAGGUGUCCAUCAGUGUGCAGCUCUGGAGGCUGCCUGGCUGUCAUGAAUUCUUGGCUGCUCUGGGAUUUGACCUGUGUGAGGUUGGUCAGGAGGAAGUGGUGCUAAAGACUGGGAAACAAGCGAACCGCCGCACUAUGCACUUUGCCCUGCAGUCUCUGCUGGCUCUGUUUGAUUCCACUGAGCUUCCUAAGCGUCUGAGCUUGGACAGUUCCUCAUCCCUGGAGUCUCUAGCUUCAGCUCAGUCUGUGUGCCAGCAGCUGCCUGUGGGCUACGCCAAUCCUCCCUUCUCUCCUCCAUGCCCUGACAGCCUGGCAUCAGAUGCCAUUUCUGUCUACAGCCUGAGCUCCAUUGCCUCAUCCAUGAGCUUCCUGCCACGGCCCGAUGGAUCAUCAGAUGUCACCGGACAGCGUCAACGCCAUGCUAGCCUGUUCACCCCGCAGCGGCACUCGGCUGUUCCACGUAGUCGCUCUUCGCCGCAUGGUGCGGCCCGUGGGCACGAUGAUGACGAGUACCAAGGCUUUAGCAUUAUCAGCAGUGAACCACUAGGCACCCACUGCGACACACUCCCCCGACCAGCUGGGCAUCAGCGUGGCAAUGGCCGUGGGGGAGCAGGUAGAGGGUACGUGUCAUCCGUGUCAUGCAGAGGCAGUGUCAGCACCCCAACAUCACCUGUGAAGACAGCUAGCCUGAUACCCAGUGCUAACUCACCCUUCCAGAAGACAGGCAAAGCAGGCAACUCGGACACUGGAGAGUCCGAUCAGUCCAGCACAGAGACAGACAGCACAGUGAAAUCGCAGGAGGAACACCCACCUGCAAAUGCCGCACCUCUCGAUCCACAGGAGCUGGCGCAAAAGAUCCUAGAGGAGACACAGAGCCACAUGCGGGCAGUGGAGACACUCCAGAGGGGUAGCGUUUCAGGGCCUGGUGAUGCCCCAACGCCAACUGGAGGCUCCGCCUUCCGCUGUUCAGAGACCAGUGCUUUCAGUCGACCCAGUAGUAGAGCUAGCAUCAAAUCACAGAAGCUCCAGAAGAUCAGCUCGGGUUAUAACAGUCCCGCCAUGUCAGAGACAUCGCUGAAGGACAGCAGUCAGCCAUCGCCCACCUCCGACAGCCUUCACGCCCAGUUCAAACUUAAAUACCCCAGCUCACCUUACAGUGGGCACAUUUCACCCAGCUCAGGCCACCAGUCGCCGGCAGGCAGCGCACCUUCCCCCGCCCUGUCUUAUUCCUCCACCGGCUCCACACGUUCCAGCCCAGGUGACCUUGACCGCCUCAAACUGGCUGCCAUUGAUGAGAAAGUGCAAGCUAUUCACAAUCUAAAGACUUUUUGGGCCAGUGCCGCUCAGCAGCAGCAGUCUGGACCAAUGAGGGCCUUCCAUGGUGGAGCAAAAUUGAGUGCUUCCCAAAGGGAUGUUCUAGGCCUUCUUAAUCUGUCCCCCCGCCAUGGCAAAGGUCACAGCCUGCCCAGCCAUGAAUUUCAAGACAUGGGACUUCAGUCGAUGGAGCCCAGCUCUAAAAACCCACCCAAUGGCCAUCGGAAGAUGGAGCCAAAAAGAGUUGCCCCCUCUCCCACGGCUUCCACAGGGAGUAGCCCUGGUUCCCAUACCAUCAGACUGCCCACAGGGAAUGGGUAUAAAUUUCUUUCCCCUGGGAGAUUCUUUCCCUCAUCUAAAUGCUGAAAGUUCUCUCCUACAUAAGUUUUUUUCCUGAAAUGGUAGAUGUGGAAUAUUUGGAUGCGUGCCAUUCCUUUGGAAACAGUAGAAAUGAUAGCGCAAGGUUUUGAUUCAGAUACGAGCCUCAUUUUAUCCACUGUGUCAGACUGACCAGAGAGCAUAUAAUCCUUAUGCUUCCACCUACACUGUAAAAGAACCAUUGAUAUAUGCAGACUGACCAGAGAACUGACGUGUCAGGGAAAAAAAGGAAAAGAUUAUACCAAAAUGGUAUUAGUACAAAAGACGCUUGCUGUUUGUGUUAGUGAAGGACCACAUGGCUUUGACUGGUUUGUUUCAUUUGAUUUUUGGUUUUCAUUUUUAAUAUAAUUAUUGUUAUUGUUAUUAUUAUGGAUUGUAAUUGUUAUUACAGUUAUUUUUUGUAAAUUAAAACAAGUGUUUUGCAAUCAGUAUUAUACAUUUUUAUAUUAUUAAAGAGACACACCAUGCACAAAAAAAGAUGGACAAACAUUUUCAUAUUUUUAUUGAAAUGAAAAAAAAAAAGAAAAAUGCAUCUGACCUGACAUCUAUGUGAAUUGAGUGUCAGUAUUAAAGCAUGGGUUCUCUUGCUCUUCAGUGAUUCGAUGUCUUUUUAACAGAAAAAAAAGAUUUUGCAUAUGUUCUCAUCCAGAAAUAUUUCAGUCAUUUCUCAGUAAAAAAAAAAAGUCUCAAUAAAAGGGUUU